Molecule: messenger RNA, 1695 nt
Organism: Cladocopium goreaui
Lineage: Eukaryota; Dinophyceae; Suessiales; Symbiodiniaceae
Source: the annotation of a GenBank genome assembly
GCUCCAGUUUUGCUAAGCAACUGGAAUUCUGCUGGGAGCACCUUGGCCAUGAGUGAUCAUGGCGAGUCAUGGGUUUUAGUGAAGUUUGUGGAAAGUUAUCACCCACAGCUCAACAACAUCAUCAGGCGCCUGGCUGUGGGCGCGUGGCCUCGCAUGGCCCACUUCUUUGAAAUGGAGGCCAGAAAGGACGAGGUGGUGAAGAACUUCUUCGCCCGUACGCAAGAUGCCAGUGACUCCCUACCUCUCGAGGUGGCGGCCGUCACCAAGAUCCAAUCAGUGCACCGUGCCACACAAAUUCGGAUCAUCUAUCACGAAGUGGUUGCAGCGGCGCGGCUCAUCCAGCGCAUGGUGCGCGGCUGUCUGGGCCGCAAGAAGGCGCAGAAGGUGAGCCAAGAAGGACACAACCAACUGAGAUUGAAGUUCUUUCAUCACUGUGCGUGUACCAUUCAGCGGAUGUACCGUGGCCGAUGGAGCCGCAAGCGGGUGCACAGCUUCUAUGGCCGAAAGAUUUAUUUGGAGAAGGUCGAGAAGCGUGGUGAAUGGACCAAAGAGUACCUCGCUGAAGAACACAAGGAGAAGAUGGCAGCAGCCAAAAUUCAGGAGGAGCAAAGGGUGAAAGAGGAGUUUGACCAUUUGGCCGGCGACUUGCACCACCUCAUGAGUACCAAAACCAUCCCAGGUGUCUACAAUCCGCCCUACAGCGACCUGCUGCCUCGGGCCUUUGAGAAACCCAUCGAAGAGCACCUGCGCGAUGCUUGCCUUGCAAAAAUCCCUGCGUCCUUGAAGAGGGCACGUCACAAGUCCGCGAGCACCACCCGGUCAGCGCGCUUUGGGAUGUCUCAGGCCGAGAUGUCACAGGAUGAAGGCGCCAUGCCUCCACAAGACUUGCCAAAUAGAGCGCCACACUUCUCACGCGCAGCCAGCUCCGGUCGGCUGCAGAAAAACCAAGGGCCGUUCAGGUCGAAGGAACAGAUCGAAGUGGCGAAUGUUAAAGCAGCCAACAUGUAUAGAAGUAUCCAGGCGACUGGACCCUACGACGCCUUGGAGAGGGACCAGAGGAUGCAGGCGAAACUCUCCAAGAUGGCGCGGUCGUCGCCCUUGGACUUCCGCGCUGCAGGGAACAAAGAGAAGCCCGCGCCCUCCAGUGUCCACGUUGGCAUCCCAUUUCCCGAGCACCCGGUGGACCUUCGGAGCGAUUUCGUGGAGCUUCCCAAGAUUCGGGACAAACCUCCAUUCUUUACAGCACAUCCUGGCGGCAAGCAGUUUGGCGACUACGAUGAGCGGCAUUUGUGCCCUGGCAUGAGUUCUGGGUUCUUCAGUAUCUCCAGCCUGGUGCGCUGCAGUGACUUCUCGAUUGGCAGAGAAUCUGCAGCAGGCAUCCGAGCGCUGGAACGUCUCCCCGAUGGGAAGCCACGGGGCGAAAGGUUGUUUGCCUUUCAAGUUGGGGUUGGGCCCAACCUCCGUUGUCGUCAAAUCGAUCCAGUCACCUUUCGCGGAACUUCGCUCCGUUGGGGCGAGUUCCAGGCCCAACCCCAGCCGUUGAGCUGCGAAGCAGAAUGGAUCGGCCGUCUCACCACCGGCCUUAAGUAGCCGCUAGCCAUUAUAUAUCAAGAACCUAAAAGAACAUAAAAAGAACCAGGCACCAGGUCACCAGUCUCAAAAAAUGGAGAAAAACCAAGGGACCGAUGACCGAUU